GGACACAUCGUAACUGAAGGAAACGUUUCGAUUACUGACGCUGUAAAGUCCAGCCUAUCACAGCACUCAACACUCGUGACCCUCCAAGAACGUGGUACAGUAGAGGUAGUCAGACUUGAACUGGACGAAAACGAGUUGUCUCACCUGAACCUCAGGUUGCUGACCAGAACUAUACAAGAAGCAGCAAUCCAUAUGAGACUAUAUCACUAUGGCAACCAAGCGCUGCAGUUGUUAGUUCAUUUCUCGAUGGUGGCUCUUGUUAUUCGUGAAAUAAAAGUGAUAUCGAUAGAGGAGCUACAGAAUCGAUACGACACCUUGCGGAAACUUAUACAGAGAGAGUUUGUAUUUCAAGGAAGGAGUAGUACAAUGGAUCUCCAAGAUGCCGUAGGAGUUAUGGCGUUAGUAGGGUUAGUGUCCCAUAAUGAUGGUAGUGUUCUUGUAGUUGAGAACUGUUUCAGAAAAAUGGAAUUAUUGUCAUCUUUACUAUUUCCGUUUCUGGCAGGAUACAGGAAUGAUUAA
Molecule: messenger RNA, 519 nt
Organism: Limulus polyphemus (Atlantic horseshoe crab)
Lineage: Eukaryota; Metazoa; Arthropoda; Merostomata; Xiphosura; Limulidae
Exons: 5
Coding region: 193-519 (108 amino acids)
Source: RefSeq, a predicted model, not a curated record